This is a messenger RNA of Vespula vulgaris, 6504 nucleotides long. RefSeq names its product protein toll (gene Tl). Gene Ontology annotation, cellular component: membrane. Lineage: Eukaryota; Metazoa; Arthropoda; Insecta; Hymenoptera; Vespidae. Gene Ontology annotation, molecular function: protein binding; transmembrane signaling receptor activity. The transcript is spliced from 7 exons. Gene Ontology annotation, biological process: toll-like receptor signaling pathway; immune response. The record is from RefSeq and is a predicted model, not a curated record. The coding region runs from base 2694 to 5948 and encodes 1084 amino acids.
AUAGUAGCUAUAAAAAAUACAACACGGAAAUUUGUUAAAUGCUUUAUAAAGAACAUUCAUAAGAAAAAAAAUAGCCAUUGAAAAUCGUUCCAGCAAUUAUUAUUUUGCAAAUAAUAAAUCAUCGAUUUAUAUUACAUACGAAUUUUACGAGCGCUUCCAUUUGCCGAGUCACGUGGGAACAGCAGCCAAUGGCGCGCGUCGAUAAUAUGGGUCACGUGAUAGACUGUCGUACGCCAAGUACAAUACGCGUUCGCAAGGCGAGACCGUCAGUCUACGUUAAGGCGUGUAAUAGUGCGUAUCUGUCGUGCGAAGUUUUUCAUUCCGUGUAUUUUUCCCGUGCGUUUGAAUGUGUCACGCUAGUUAUCUAAGAUUUUGCGAUUGAUUCUUCACAUUUAUUAUACGAAAUUAUCAUUGUUACGAUCUUAUCAAAGAAAAUAAAAAGGUGGCACACGAUGUUCUCGAUAAACUGUUUACGAUUGGAAUUCUAAACAGCUUCGAGGACGUAUGACCAAGACAUAGCAGUCUACAUUGAUUCUGAUUUCAGGAAUCUCCGUGAAUAAUUAAACGAUAAUUAAACUAAAGAAUUUACAUUUAACAGCUGUAAAUUAUUUAAUAUUGCAUUUAACGUUGUUCUUGAAGAUCGACAUAUAAUAGAAUACUAGGAAGAGGCAAUGGGACUUCGUCACGAAGCAGUCACACGCAUGAAAAAACAAAAAUAAAACCAAUACGCAACUAACAAUGACUUAUAUUCUCAAUUGAAAAAAGAACCAAAUUUGUAACCAUCGAUUAAAUCACAUAUUUUGUUAAGUAUUGAAUAAUGUUUGUAUUAUUUAUAAGUAUUGUUUAUAAAAGGAUUUCCAGAAUGCUCCAGAAGAUUUUAAAUGGAUCAAAACUUCUUAGACGAUUUUAAAUAUCAAGUACUUUUUUUUCGAGAUUUUUGAUGCUUUAAAUUAGGCUGACAUUCUUAUCAUUCUUAGCAAGUAGUUAUACAAUCAGAAGUAAAAAAUUAGCUUAAAAAAUUUCGAAAGAAUAAUUGAUUUUUAAAAUCACCUAGGAUCUUUUAAUCCAUGAAGAGUGUAUAAUAUGUAAUAAUGGAUAUUGUUUUCAUAGUAAAAACUAUAAAAACUGUAAAACACUUGUGACCUUGAUAACUGACUGGUUGUGCACCGAGAUGUAGUUGAAGUUUCUUUCAUAGUUCAAGAAGCUCGAUUCUUUGAAAUAGUACUUAUUAUUAUUAAAGCCGAAUGAAUGAGUGUAGUUAGAAACUAGUAUUUUUCGUAGAAUGAAAUAACACGUGUAAUCAUACACAUACAUACAUAGAUAUGUCAUCAUAUGUACGUAUCGAAUAUGAUCUAUAUAACAACCAUAUUCACGAGAUAUUAUAAACUAACGUUUACUUCGUAUAAUCUAUGCGAGAACAAGAAGAAAAAUCACAAAAUACAAGGAAAAUAAUUUUCUCGUCUAUUGUUUUCCUGCGUUUAAAAAAAAUAUCGAAUGUUCUACAACGACAUUAUGGGUAUGUUUCAUUGUAAUUCUAUUUCUCUCUUUAACCUUUAUUUUUUGUUAGUCUUUCAUUUUAUUUAUUUGUUUUUCUUUCUUAAUACCGAAGAAGACAGAUAUAUAUGUAUUUCAGAAAUUUAUAGGUUUAUUGAUCACUUUUAGAAAAUUGUAAGUCGCAAUCAUUAUACCGAUCUGUGACCAAUUAAAAUGACCGAUCAAGAUCGAUAAUCGUCACGUAGAUAGUAACUUCUACGAGAAACGAGAUAUAUUCUUCUUUUUCUACUUUUUCUUUUUCUUCUCCUUUAAUCAAUCAUUGAAACGUUCGCGGUUUUAUUUCACGAUUAUAAGAAUACAAAGUAUGUAUUUUUAAAUAAAUGCAAAAAAUUAAAUCUAGUCUUGAUAAUCAUAUAUAAUCCGUAGAAAUAAUUAUAUAUUAGCUUUUACUGAAGUAACUUCGUAUUGUAAUUGUAAAGAGGAAAAUAAAUGGACAAUUCUCGAAGACGUUUUUUAAUUUGACUUGUCGACGAUCGUCCUCAACAGGAUUCUUCGUAAAAUCGAAUCGUUCACCGAAUGAGAGACUAGAGACAACCUUGAAUUUGCUUGGCUAUCUUUCUCGACCUUUUCGACAUUAUAUACGAUGUAUAUUUGCUCAGGAGUCAAGUUAAAAUCGAUGAUCGUAUUCAACGAAAUGUGUUUAUAAUUACCGUAUCUUGACAGUGAUUUAUGAAAUAAGGGACAUUUCGAUGUAUAAGAAUCUUUUUAAUAAAUCCAUCGACACUUUUGUUUUUGUUUAUAAUUUCUUAUCUAAUCAGUUGCGAGUUUGCAAGUCAAAGAAAAGAUUAAAAAAGAAAAAAAAAAGAAAACAAAAUCACAAAAGGUCACAGUACUGGUUAAAUUCCAGGAUUUUCGUCAAACGAUUAAGAAAUAGAAAAUUAUCGACUAUCUCGAUAGAUAGGAUGAAUAUGUAUGUAUGUGUAUAUAUGUAUGUAUCUAUGUAUAUAACUCGUUAAUCGUAUCAUACUUUCUCUCGUCUUUAUAUAAUAAAAUUAUGGCGUAAUUACUCGUUGGCUCUUGUGACAGUCGUUAUGCCUUUCAACGUGAAGAAAAACAUCGUUUAGUUAAAAAGAAAGAGAACCAAGAGUAACAAGAGAAAAAAAAUAAGACGUGGAUCCCGAGAUCAUAGAUAACGUACGAUGAUCAUCACAAUCUGGUUAAUUUUUUUCCUUGCGCUCUCAACGACCAAUACUAUUGCUUCUCAAUGUAAAGGAGAUCAGAAUUGCACAUGCCAGCCAACUUAUUCGAACGAGAUUGAAAUUUAUUGCCAAGCUGAGAAUAAUUCGGAAUUCAUCUUAAACAUUCAUCCAAAGGAUUACUUACAGAUAACUUGUCAAAAUUGGGAAAGAUGGGAAAAUUUUCGUUUUACGAGCACACUACCUGGAAAGGAAUUAAAUUCACUGCUCUUCCGAAUAUGUGGAUUAUCAAACAACGUCAGUUUAGGAGAUGUGGCCAAACAAAUGGGAGUGGAAACCGUCAACAGCCUUCUCUUUCAAUCAUUCAAUAAUCUUGGUGACACAUUAACGAGAAAACAACUUCAAGGUUUUCCUAUGGUGAAAAAAUUAAUAUUGUCUAAUAAUGGUUUCUCGAAAGUCCCAAAGGAUUUGUUGAUGGACUUUCCCGAAUUAGAACGUCUUGAUCUGCAUGAAAAUCAUCUCGAAUUACCACUUGGUAUUUUCGAUUUCACUCCGAAACUUAAAGAACUCGAAUUAGGUAAUAAUGGAAUGAAGACGAUCAAAGCUGGGAUGUUUGAUAAAUUAGAAAAACUUAAUUUUCUAAAUAUUUGGGGAAAUCAAUUGACGGAAAUCGAAACAGGACUGUUCGACAAAUUAAUCUUAUUACAAUCAUUGGAUCUAAGCAGGAAUAAAUUAGUGACAUUAUCACCGAACGUUUUUGAUGGAUUAAAGAAACUAGAGAAACUUCAUCUUUCUUUUAAUAAUUUCUCUUCCCUACCGGAAGGGUUGUUUAGUCAGAACAAAGCAUUACAAACAGUAAAGUUGAUCGACAAUCACAGGAAUUUGACCAGUUUACCUGACAAUCUUUUUGCAAAUUUGACGAAGCUCGAACUGGUCUUGCUGAAAAAAAAUGGAUUGAGAAUUCUACCAGAAAAUUUAUUCUGGGGUGCGUCGUCGUUGAAAAAUAUUAGCUUAGAUAGUAACUUCCUUGUUACUCUACCAAAGAAUAUCUUUAAAGAUCUAGAAAAUGUUGAAAAACUCGAAUUGAAUUUUAACAAUAUUGUAACUCUUCCUGAUAAAAUCUUUUACGACAUGAACAAAUUGAUUAAACUCGAUUUGUCUAUGAAUCGUAUGGUUUCUAUAUCUCGGCAUCUAUUCGACGGCUUGAAGUCCCUAACCGAACUGAACAUGGAAAAAAAUAAAUUAAAAACUAUUGACAGUAACACUUUUACUCACGUAAGAAAUCUACGAAUUGCUAAAUUCUCUCACAACGAACUUAUGUUGAAUUCAUCCGAAUAUCAGAAUGUUAAUCUGUCACCUUUUUAUAAAUGUGAUUUGCUAGAGGAAUUAUAUUUAUCCAACAAUAAUAUAUCAGAAAUAUACAGCGAUUGGUCAAUAAGUGCCACGAAUUUACAAUUAUUAGAUCUCAGUUACAACGAUAUUAACAUCAUAUCGAUGGAAGAUUUGCAAUUUGUGUCGAACAAAAUUAAAGUCAAUCUGAGUUAUAAUAAAAUAAGACACAUUUUAUUGGGCCAAGCCGAAAAUAUUGCGAGUUUUCAAGAGACUCCACGAGACGUGAUUAUUCACGUCGAACAUAAUCCCUUACUCUGUGAUUGUAAUUUGUACGAAUUUUUGCGUUUUCUCGAAGGUAGAAUGCACCCAAACGUUCAAAAUUACUUUCACAUUAUAACAGGAAAUUUAACGUGUAUCGAACCAAAUGGAGUGGACGAAAUAGAAAUUAGUCGAUUGCAUUCAAAGACUUUGAAAUGUGUCGAGGAAGAACACUUGUAUGUUAAGAGCAAGUGUCCAAUUGGUUGUGUUUGUUGGAUAAUACCGGAAGACAAAACUCGUUUGAUAGAUUGCUCGUAUAAAAAUUUUUCUGAACUAUUGAUCGACAAAACAGGAAUGAACAACCUGAAACCGGUUAAAGAUUAUCAUAUAAAAUUGAAUAUGACCGGAAAUACAUUAACAGAGAUACCGUCCAUAGAACUUUUAGGAUCAGAAUAUGUGACGGAUUUAAUUCUGUCUAAUAACAAUAUUAUCAAAAUUUCACUUAACAAAUUGCCGAAAAAUCUCCAAGUAUUAGAAUUGGAUAAUAACAAUAUAUCUAGGAUUAAUUUGGAUGUACUGGAUUACUUAAAGAAUUCGACUUCACUGAAAAAACUUACUUUGCAUAAGAAUCCAUGGAAAUGUGACUGUGAUGCACGAGACUUACUUAGUUUUAUUCAAUCGAAACUAAUUGACAUUCCAGAUUUAGGAAAAGUCACGUGUAAUAACAAGAAUAUUUCUAUGUUGGAAAUGACCAUUAAUGAUUUUUGUCCGGUCGAGACGGUGAUAAUCGUUGGCAUAAGCUUUACGAUCGCAUUAUUGUGUCUGUUUAUCGGUGGGCUAGUAGCACUGUAUUACAGAUACCAACGAGAAAUUAAAGUUUGGUUGUACGCCCGUCAAUUUUGUUUAUGGUUCGUCACAGAAGACGAAUUAGAUAAGGACAAGAUAUACGAUGCGUUUAUAAGUUAUUCGCAUAAGGACGAAGAAUUUGUUGUAAACGAGUUGGUACCAAAGUUGGAAAGUGGUUCAAGACCGUACAAAUUGUGUUUGCAUUAUCGUGACUGGCUAGCGGGUGAAUGGAUUCCAACACAAAUCACACGUUCAGUGGAACAAUCGAGGAGAACGAUCGUUAUAGUGUCCCCUAACUUCUUAGAAAGUGUUUGGGGUGCGAUGGAAUUUCGUGCAGCUCAUAGGCAAGCUAUGAGCGAAGGUAGAGCCAGAGUCAUAUUAAUUUUAUAUGGUGAUAUUGGUCCUACGGAUAAUUUAGAUGCCGAAUUCAAAGCUUAUAUAAGUAUGAAUACGUAUGUCAAAUGGGGUGAUCCAUGGUUCUGGGAUAAGCUGAGAUACGCGUUACCACAUCCGCCAGAACUUACAAGAAAUUUAGUUAAAAAGAAAAUCUUUGAAAAACAUUAUCCCUGUAUACAAAUCAAUGCUGAAAAGAAAGAAUUGAUAUAUCCAUUUGGAAUCCUUGAUACAUCACCAGCUGUGACUACUCCACCGGCGGAUUCACUUAAAGUGUUCAUAUGUGACCAAAAUGACAAAGAUCCUUACGUGAAUAGCGAUGAGAAUGAAAUAACUAAAUUGAAUGACAGUAACAGAUUCAACAUCGUACCAGAAUGCGAAGCGAUCCAUAUAAACUUGAUCAAUAAAAUCCAAUGCACUACUGUUUGAUUCUAAAAUAAGUAAUAUCAAAAUGGUGCAAUGUCAAAAUCACGCCUGUGAGAUAUUUCUCUAAGUUAUUUGAAUUGUCUGUGUAUUUUAAUAGUUUUUAAAAAACAUAAAUAAGUUUGAAUUUAUUCGAACUUCGACUGAAAGGACUGAAAUCCAAACAAUGUAAUCGUAAUAUUAAUUAUUAGUAUAACUUUUUUUAUCAUUAUAUUUUUUUUUAAUGAAAUCAUUUAUCUGUAUAUCGUUGAAAAAACAUAUCAUAUAAAUACUGAGCAGGGUCAAAAUCAUAUUUUUUUAGCUAUAAUUAGAUAUAAAUACUCUAAUACAAAAUAUAACAAUUUUCGAACAACUCUUAAUUUCUAAUAUGCGAUAUUACGCUUUAAUGUAGGCUAAUAAAUAUGCCCUAUUAUUACUUUUCCAUGUACAUAAUAAUCAUCUCACAUUGACUGUCAUUUUAUAUGCAAUUUAUUAUCUUUACAUUCGAAUCAAUUUUGUUUAGAACGAUAGUUUAAGCAUUUGUAUAUAGUUUCAACAUUUUCAUGCAAUAUCUUUAUAGUGU